Molecule: messenger RNA, 2123 nt
Organism: Culicoides brevitarsis
Lineage: Eukaryota; Metazoa; Arthropoda; Insecta; Diptera; Ceratopogonidae
Gene: Fmr1
Product: fragile X messenger ribonucleoprotein 1 homolog
Exons: 13
Coding region: 1-1986 (661 amino acids)
Biological process (GO): central nervous system development; regulation of translation at postsynapse, modulating synaptic transmission; regulation of dendritic spine development
Cellular component (GO): postsynaptic density; membrane; nucleus
Molecular function (GO): mRNA 3'-UTR binding; translation regulator activity; protein homodimerization activity
Source: RefSeq, a predicted model, not a curated record
AUGGACGGAAUAAGUGUGGAAGUUUUCGGUGAAAAUCAAGCCUGGUACAAGGGAUCCAUUACAGACAUUUUCGAUGAUGGAAUUAUGAUUGCUUUUGAAAAUGAUUGGCAAGAAGAAUCCAAAUUCUUGUUCAGUCAAGUGCGAUUGCCGCCGAGCGGGCCGCUGGACAACUCGCUUAGCAGCUUCACAGAAGGCAUGGAAGUCGAAGUUUUUUCUCGUUCCAAUGAUCGUGAAGCUUGCGGAUGGUGGAUGGCAGUUAUUAAGAUGAUGAAGGGCGAAUUCCUCGUCGUCGAGUACCUUGGAUGGGAUAACGCGUACACGGAAAUCGUUCCCAGCGAUCGUCUGCGUCCGAAAAACACAAAUCCACCCGUCACGAAUAAAACAUUUCACAAAUUUGAGAUUCCAGUUCAGGAGGAUUUGCGUGAAUAUUCAAAAUUGGAAGGCGUUCACAAAGAGUUCCAAAAAUUCGUAAAUGCCGAAAUUUGUCGCUAUGUGCCGGAACGCGGGGUUUUGCUGCUCAUUUCACGCAGCGAUCAACUCGCCAAGCGCGCUGGAAUGAUGCAAGAAAUGCAUUUUAGGAAUUUAAGUCAGAAGGUCAUGCUUUUGAAACGAACUGAAGAAGCAGCACGUAUACUCGAGUCAACGAAAUUGCACAACACUGGAAGUGGAAAUUCGUAUCGUGGAAGUUUCAUGGAGGAAUUCCAAGUGCGCGACGAUCUGAUGGGCCUGGCGAUCGGUGCUCACGGUGCCAACAUCCAAAGUGCUCGAAAAGUCGACGGUGUCACAAACAUCGAACUCGAAGAAAACACGUGCACGUUCAAAAUCUACGGCGACACGGAAGAAAGCGUCAAAAAAGCGCGCUCCAUGCUGGAAUACAGCGAGGAAUCGUUGCAGGUACCGCGAUCUCUCGUCGGCAAGGUCAUCGGAAAAAACGGUCGAAUAAUUCAGGAAAUUGUCGAUAAGAGUGGCGUUGUUCGAGUAAAGGUGAUUGAGGGAGAAAACGAGCCGCAACCGAGUAUUCCGCAUGAAGAUGGUCAAGUUCCUUUUGUCUUUGUUGGCACAAUCGAAAGUAUCAGUAAUGCCAAAAUUUUGUUAGAAUAUCAUUUAGUGCAUCUAAAGGAAGUCGAGCAAUUACGUUUGGAAAAAUUGGAAAUCGAUCAGCAGCUGCGAGCGAUACACCAAACGGGAAAUAACACAUCAACGCAGAGCUUUACCUCGUCACGACGCAACGAGCGCGGUUACAGCAGUGACAUGGAUUCGAAUCGGCGCGGAGGUCCCCGGGGACGUGGCAGAGGAGGACCUUCGGGCAGGGGACGUUAUCAAGGAAACAAUCGACGAGAUAACGAUGAAGAAUACCAAGGACGUGGCGGCGAAUUCAACGGCAGACGCAGAGGUGGCUUAAACAAUCGGAGAUCUGAACCACGAAUGGGCGGAAAUCGAAAUUUCGGACGAGACUCGAUGUCGCGCGACGAUAACGGCGGAUACAACAACAGAAAUAGUGAUAAUCGGGAUUUCAGUAGUGUUGAUAGAGCUGAAAGUCAGUCAUCGAACGAGGGAUUCAACAAUCGACGUCGACGCCGACAAAAGAACCCUCCCAGCAAUACAAACGGCUCUUACAAUCGCGACGAAAGUCGAAGCGGAGCCGGCACGUCAUCCCAACCACAACAAUCCGCUUCAUCGUCAUCGCAGCAGGUCAAGCAAGAAAAUCCAACUCCGGCAGAAAGCAAUACGCCAUCGACACCGCAACCGAAUAACACGCAGGCACCUUCGACGAACAACGCGGCGUCGUCACAGCAACCAGCUCCGCAGCCACAGAGACCAAACAAGGGCGGAGGCCCACGUGGUGCCGACAACAAUACGAACAAACAGCAACAACGUCGUAACAACAAAAAACCACCAACUGGCUCGAGUAACAACAACAACAACUCACAAGCAGCAAAAUCUGGUGCCACGGAACCGCCAUUGGUGAACGGGUCGUCGUCGUAAGUCGCGUGAAAUUUAAAUUUUUCAGAAAAUUUUGGAUCAAAAAUGGAAUUGGCAAAUUUUCCUUUCAUUUUUUUUUUUAUACGAAAAUUAAUUUGAAAUUAUUUUUUAAAACCAUUAAAAUUACCGUAUUUUAACAU